CGCUUCGAUCUCUUCGAGAUCCGAGUACUUCUCAAUUAAUCGCCAGGAUCGUCUGCGCUUGGGCCGCUCUUCCAAUCCAAAGGCGUCUGCUCAGGCGCCACGAGCCAAUCCGCCGUCAAGAGGUGGGCGGAGGCGGCAGAACAGCUGUCCAGGAAAGGUAGAGUGCGCGCCCAGAGCGCUGGUCUGCUGCCGCCGCCUCUCCAGUUGCCUCAGACCUCAAACUUCAAACGUAGACCGAGCCUGUGCAAAGGAACAUGUAUGGCGGCUGGAAAAGGCGAACGACGUGGUAAAGUCCAAGGCGCAAUCCAGACUCGGAUCUUUUCUUGGACUUGCCAUGAAUCAUUGGCUCCUGCACCAUCGUAAUCCGAGGGGUGUUUUUCUGACACUAAUUGCUGAGCAUGAACCAGAAUGAGAAAAAGGAGUGGUGAAAUACAAUACUGAAAAGAUGUUGAUGAAGUGUAAGAUCACAUAACCCAUGUGCAGAGGCCAGAUGAUCCCAGGACAUAACAUGAAUUGCAGACAGACUUAUUCUAAAGCAUCUUUAGGAACAGACUCCAAACUACCAUCUACAUGAUUGGUACAAAGUGACCUACAUGCCUAAAGGGUGGCAAGGAAAAUUGGAAGACGGCUAAAAUACAGUCAUGUCUUUUGUUUGGCACACUAUUCUCUCUCUUCAUGGGAACUACAAGAGGUUGGGUUGCCUCUUAAUUUUCACUGUAAGUGUAUGUUGUAAUGCCUCUUUAAUGUGCCCCACCACUUGCAUCUGUGCCAGUGACAUUAUGAGCUGCACCAGCAGAAACCUCUCAAGAGUGCCAUCAACUCUUUUCAAACACAUAAAAAGACUGGAUAUGAGUCACAACAAAAUUGGGAUUUUGGACCAAGACUGGAUACCCAUGCUGCUUGAGAAGUUGAACACCCUCAUCCUCAAUCAUAACAACAUUUUCAGUAUUUCUAUUGGGAGCUUCUCAGUUGUUCCAAAUAUCAAGUACCUAGACCUGUCAUCCAACAAUUUGAAGUUAUUGGGCAGUUCUAUAUUUCAGGAACUGAGAAUGCUGGAGAUUCUGUUGCUUUAUAACAAUCAUAUUGCACAGGUUGAUUCUGCUGCUUUUGGAGGAAUUCAUACCCUUCAAAAGCUGUAUUUAAGUUACAACUCUCUCACACGCUUCCCAAUUGAACUCUAUACUGGGAAAUACAAGCUCUCAGAACUUGUAUUCUUAGAUCUUUCUUAUAAUCAGAUCCAAUCAAUACCAGUUAAUGACAUGAGAUUAGUACCAGCCCGACACUUAAGUGGAAUUUAUCUUCAUGGGAACCCAUUUCAUUGUGGCUGCAUACUUUAUUCCAUGCUGAACUUGUGGUAUCUUCGACAUUUUACUUCAGUGGAAAACUUCAAGACUGAAUACACAUGCAAUAAAGACUCCCAAAAACUGCCUUUAUUGCAGAACAAUUAUUUAAAUUGUUCAGAAAGCACCAUUAAUGGUUCUUUUCAUGCCUUUGGAUUUAUUCAUGAAGCACAAAUUGGUGAGCGAAUUAUAGUACCCUGUGAUACCAAAAUCAGUGAUGCUGGGACUAGUUUUAUUUGGAUCAGGCCAGAUAAUCAAGUUUUAGAGCCAGGAAAGACAACUGAACAGUUCAAAGUAUUUCAUAAUGGGAGCCUGGAAAUAGAUAAUGCUCAGUAUGAAGACUCUGGACUUUAUUCCUGCAUUGCAAUAAAUAAGAAAAGAUUACUGAAUGAAACAAUUGAAGUAAGAAUAAAUGUCAGCAAUUUCACAGUGGACAAAUCUUACUCACAUGAAACAUUUAACACUGCUUUUACAACCCUUGCAGCUUGUGUAGCCAGUAUUAUUUUGGUACUUCUUUACCUCUACUUGACGCCCUGUCCUUGUAAGUGCAAAUCAAAGAAAAGAAAAAGGCAACUAAACCAAAAUAGCACAUCUCAUGCAUCCAUAUUAACCUCCAACACACCACUCAAACUUCCAGUCGAUGAGAAGAAAGCUAGCAGUGGCAAAAGGGUGGUGUUUCUUGAACCUGUGAAGGAACCUAAACCAGGUCAAAAUGGGAAAAUCAGAAUAUUUCCCAAUGAGACUAUAAUUGCUGAAAGCAUCCUGAAAACACCCCGAACAAAAGCAGACUGCGAUUCCACAAACUCAGCAUUCUCAGACAUGCCUUUCAUGCCAUCUUCUUAAAUGUUCCUCCUGCGCUGAUGUCAUAAUCCUGUCAGCAGUAGCCACAGCUUUAACCAAUGUUGAAAGAAAAGUCAUGGAAAACUUAUGAUUUUUUUAAAUAAAAUGGAAAUUUUGAAGGUUCAAAUUAAUUGCUGUUAUCUUGUUCCUUCUCAGUGGGAAGAACAUGCAUUAAUCUUAAAACAUUCAGGAGGAGCUCGUUGUUUCAUGACAGGAGUAGCAGAAUAGGCUGGUAUACCUUGUAUUCUUUCUAAUAUUUCCUCUGAAAUGAAUUAGGAGGUAGCCUUAAGGAGGAACAUGUUUGAUCAUUCAAACAUGUUUGAUCACUUCUCAUUCAGUGGAAGAAAGCCUACACAGCAGAAGUCCUUAUUAGCUUAGGCCUCUAGCUGUUUCACUGUAUAGAAUCAGUGGGAUUGUAUUAUCAGGGAUGAGAGUUUGUCUUAUAGUGUUUAUAGAAGAACGAAAUAGCCAUUUAUUCAAUUUCUGUCAUUGCCUUGUGGUACGGGGUACAUAAAGAAGCAAAUAAAUUUAAA
This is a messenger RNA of Notechis scutatus (mainland tiger snake), 2713 nucleotides long. The record is from RefSeq and is a predicted model, not a curated record. Lineage: Eukaryota; Metazoa; Chordata; Lepidosauria; Squamata; Elapidae.